AUGUAUUUUCAACUUUGGUGUUUCACUGGAUUAUUAAUUAUUUUCCCAUUGAUAUGCAUAUCUAAAGGAAUCUUGGAAGUGCAACCAUUUUCCUUUCCUCAAGGUAUGACUGAAGGGGAAAGAGUGAUCGUUGCUUGUACCACAAAAUCGAGAGACAAAUCUGGCGGUCAACUUUCUUUCAAGUGGCUGAAAGACGGCAAAGAUUUGCCGGUCAAAACCCAGACAAAAUCUUUCGGAGAUUUUUCGAAUAUUGUCAUCGAUCCUGUGUCGGAAGAGGAUAGUGGUAAUUACACUUGUGCAGUGACUAGUGGAGGAUUGCAUGAUUCAUAUACAGCUCAACUUACAGUCAUGGUUCCUCCUCAGUGGAUUAUCGCCCCUAAAGAUGUGAGCAGCUUCUCUGGGAAAUAUCUGGUCAUCGAUUGUAGAGCAUCAGGAAAACCAACACCAACCAUAUCCUGGAUGAAGUCUGAAGGCCAUGGAAUGGAAGGAUUUGCAGCAGUGAGUGAAUCUGAAACACUUCGUCUGGCAAAUAAUGGCAGCCUGAUCAUCGAACAAGUUGAAAAGUCCGAUGAAGGUCUUUAUCAGUGCAUAGCCACAAACUCAGUGGGACAAAAUUUGAAGGAUAUUUCGAUCAACAUAUUCGGUAACAAUUGCUUUUAUAAUUGA
Messenger RNA from Argiope bruennichi, 666 nucleotides. Its product is annotated as cell adhesion molecule Dscam2-like. Gene Ontology annotation, cellular component: plasma membrane; axon. Gene Ontology annotation, molecular function: cell-cell adhesion mediator activity. The record is from RefSeq and is a predicted model, not a curated record. The transcript has 4 exons. Lineage: Eukaryota; Metazoa; Arthropoda; Arachnida; Araneae; Araneidae. Gene Ontology annotation, biological process: homophilic cell-cell adhesion; axon guidance; dendrite self-avoidance. The coding region runs from base 1 to 666 and encodes 221 amino acids.